Messenger RNA from Rhizophagus irregularis DAOM 181602=DAOM 197198, 405 nucleotides. The record is from RefSeq and is a predicted model, not a curated record. Lineage: Eukaryota; Fungi; Glomeromycota; Glomeromycetes; Glomerales; Glomeraceae.
AUGUUGAUUGCUUAUAUGAGAAUUAUUAAAAUAUCGAGCAAAUUUCAUAGUGAAGCAUUACAUCACAUUCAUUUUUCGAAUCCUGAAGCUGAACCAAUAUAUAUUUAUCAUCUUGGCCAACCUAAAAAUUUUGAAGAAUGGGAAAGAAAUUAUGAUGAAUUUUCAAUUUGGAAAUAUGAUGAUGAUAAUAUUAAAGCGAGAAUUGAAAAUUUUAAAAAUAUAGAUCAUUAUCGAUUAUUUAAUUAUCUCCAAGUUAUUGUCAUCAAGACCUAUGAAAUAUUGUUUUUGUUUUUAAUGCGUCUGCUUAGACCGAAAUCUGAUAUUCUUAUGAAUCUUGAUUUUGUGAAACUUUAUGGUACGGUUGAAAAAUUGCAUCAUGAAUUAGAGGAAUUAGAAAUUCUGUGA